This is a messenger RNA of Scophthalmus maximus (turbot), 4317 nucleotides long. RefSeq lists its product as uncharacterized. The record is from RefSeq and is a predicted model, not a curated record. Bases 317 to 3028 code for a protein of 903 amino acids. The transcript has 7 exons. NCBI's taxonomy places the organism in Eukaryota, Metazoa, Chordata, Actinopteri, Pleuronectiformes, Scophthalmidae.
CAGCCAGACACGGAGGGAGAACAGCUGGACUCUUUGCUGAGAUUUAUCUUCAGCGCAGGCUAGCAAAUUUUUGGGGACUUAUAAACUAGCCUAGAAUACAUUAUUACUCAUUUUUGUGGUCAGAAUGACUGUUAAUAGCUGUAGAUUAUUGUUGCAUCUGAUGUGAUGAUCUUUGCAGCUGACAUCAACAGAUAAGAUGCUUCGCGGAGAAACAUAUUAGUUCCUGAGAGGAGGAAACGGCUGGGAACCAACACGGACCACCAUCAGUGCCCCUUCUACAGUAAACCACAGCCUACCAUCAGGAAAGAGAAGGGCGAUGGAAACCUUUUUUAAGCCUGUUCACAACCCCUCUGCCCCGGACGAGAUCAAGCCACGGAGGCACCACCAUCAGCAUCAUUUUCACCAUCACCAAGACCCUCAGUCACACAGUAGAUACACAAUGUUUGACGACACAGAUAGAAAUACAGAUGAAAGCCAUGGGCAGCCCCGACACCACCAUCAUGGUCACUAUCUCCAUGACAGUCCUCACCACGAUUCCCACCAUCGUCAUCAAACACAACAACUUUCCCACAGUGAAGAGGACGAGCUACAUUACAACCACCACACCCCCGUAACUCUCUCUAGAGCCUCAUCCUCUUCCCUUUCUUCAUCCUCUUCCUCCUCCUCUUCUUCUACCUCCUGGCACACAGGGCCGAGCGCUAAUGAUCCCUUCUCUCUUCGCCAUGCUGCGCGUCCACAGCAUUCCUUGUCCUGCUCCAACAUCUUAGAUGUGCGCAGAGAUUUUCAGGUAGACAGCAGCGGUGAGCCCGUUGUGAUUGCCACCAUCAAACAUGGCAAAAAAGACAAUGUUUGUGACGAGAUUCAUGGAAACUCACAACAAAGGGUAAAGCCUUGUUUUUCUUCCCUUGACCGAGGUCACAGCAGAAGUGAAGAAGGCCUUCUGCAGCGUAAUGAAAGUGAUCGUGGAGGAGAACAAUCCAGGGUAUCGCAUAUGAACUAUGGGCCUUUAUAUAAGACAGCUAGUUUGAACCGAAGUCUCGCUUUUAGUGAGGAGGAUAUUGUGCUUGGGGUCUCCAGGGGCCCGAAGAGAGCAGUGUCCUCCAUCCAGCUACCCAGCAAAGGGAUCCUGAAGAACAAAAAGCCUUUUACUGACAUUCGCAAGGCAAAGUCGAUGGAGGUGCUGUCACCAAGAGUGUCCAAAGGACAAGAUAUGAGUGCCCAGAAAGGUAAAGGGACCACUGAAGCUGAGAUACAACAAGCCAGGUCAAAUUUUGUGCAAGGAAAGCUGCAAUUCUCAGCCUUUCUAGAUGAGAUAACAAAACAGGUUAUAAGUCCGUCAGCUCUCACCAUCUUGGGUGUGAACAAUACUAAAUCUACUGGGAAGGCAGCUGCCCCAACCCCGCAGACACCUAGUCCAGUCAAACCUCAGCUCCCACCCAAGAAGCACAGAGAUACCUCGGGAGAGGAGAGGGAGCGGCAUCCGAAACAGUACAACAGACAGGAGAAAUCAGCUCACGGCAGCUCUCGCAAACACCCGGACUGUUCUAAUCCUGAAAAACUGAUUUCAUAUGCAGCCAGGAACCAUGAUGGUAGCCCCCCCGAUUACCACCCUCACCCUGCCAUCCACAAUACUCACCAUGCAAACAGCCGGAAAGACAGUAGGCCAUCGCCCACUGGAGGCUCAAGAGAUAGAUAUGGCAUAUGUGGCUCUCACUUAACUGAUGGCACCAGCACCAGCCCCGAACUCAGCCAACCAAAACAACGUCACCAUCGCAAACAGCAGCCCACUGCCUCCCACUCUCCACAUACCCAACACUUCCACCAGCACCCACCUCAGCAGGUGCACCCAGACUCUGGUCACCAAGGACCCAACAGCACCCCGAGAUCCUCUGCUCAGGGUGCAGGAGCAGGCCUUGGAUAUGAGUCUUCAUCUACAAAAUCUGAUUCAUCCAGGGCCAGAGACACAGCCUCCACAGCUACCAGUCACAGUUCAGAGAGGAGUAGUCGACACCAUAUGCAAUAUAUGGGGCAUUCAAAACAACGCAGGGACACACCUUGUGAUGCCGACCACCUCCGGGUGCUGCAAGAGGAAAAUGAAGAUCUCCACCAGAACUUGCUGCAGACAGUGGUUUGCAUUGAGAGCCUGGAGGCGGAGCUGCAGAGGACAAGGGACGAGCUCAGUCACGUCAAGGAGAAAUAUAAUAGCCUUCUGGAGACCCACAAUGGGACCAAGCAGGCCAAUAACCUGCUGGGUGAACACCUCCACAUAGCGUCAGAGAGCCUGAGCAGUGAAAGGAAGUACCUGCAAAAGCGUGUAUCUCAGCUGGGUUCAGAGUUAGAGGAUGCCCACAGGACCAUCGCUGCCCUCGAGAACAUCAAUGUGCCGUGCUUAAUAAAGGAUUUAUUGGAGAAGCACUUCCACUCAGCUGAGGCCGUACAGAAUAUUCUGACCACCUUUGCUCCAAUCAGCCAUUCUGCCAGCCCUCCACAAGGAAACUUCCAAAUCCACACUCCUAAAAUGGAGGAAGCAGCACACGAUCGGUUGACAAAGUCAGAGGCAGGUCUGCAGAGGGUCACAGCUUUCAUGCCGUUUAAACAGGGGGUGCCAACAACAGCAACUGGAGCCUGCCUCUCAAACCAACAUGAGCUGAGCCACAGCCCACCUAUCUCUGUAGCUGACAUCAGCACUGCUAUAUAUAAGAAAAUGGCUGCUGGCUAUGCUGCCCGACCACAACCUCUCUAUCCCCAAAGCCAACAGCAGCCUCCCCUGGUUACUAGCCACACUGACACCCCUCCAAACCGUCAGCAGGCCCAUGUGGGUGGAGACAGCUGGGGUGGAUAUGAAGGGGUAAAGGUAACGCUAUUGGAGCAGGACGUUGUGGAUGUGACCUCCAUGUCAGCCCAGCAGAUCCUGGAUGAUUUCAUGCAGCAGCUGCAGGCCCAUAAUGAGGUGGGUGGUGGGACGGAGCCACAGGUCAGGCAGGAGUGGGUGGGAGGAGCGGAGCACACAGGCAAAGUGGCAGAGUGAAGAUUACAUCCUACAACAUGGCAGGAUGAAUAUAUGUUCUCAUCUUAAUGUCUUUAGAUCUAUAUUUAUUCAUAUAUGUCACUGGUGCUUUAUUCAAAUAUUGUUUAUCCAAAAUGCUGUGGCUGAGGGAUUUUUUGUGUAUUUAUUGUUGUUGUUGUUGUUGUUUUGGCUUGUAUAUAAUGCACUUUCAGGCUUUACAUAGAAUGUUAAACGGAUGUCAGAAAUCUAAAUACAGUACACAGAGAAAAAAUGUUUUUUUGGUACCCCAAACUAACAGUAUAAUACAAAAUGCAUCAAUAAUACCUGCAAUGGUGCAAUGAAAUGACAAAAUAUAAAAAAAAUGUAAUGUAAUAAUGUUUAAUUUACUUUUCCCUGUUACCUUGUCAGAGCAUGUUACAUGACAGACUACAGAGCCACUAUUCACUAUGGUGAGUAUCAGAAUAUGACUUAUGUGUUUAGUAGCCCCUGGUGUAAAGUGACAGAAUGAUUAUCUUUGAUAAAAGUCAUCAUGUGAUGUGAAUUUAGAACAAACAAAAAAAACUUGAUGGCCAAAAACAACAACACUUUUUAGGCAGGUGUUAGGCCUAGAAACAGUUUUUAAUUUCAGUAGUGAGCUCAGCAGCUACAGUCGAUCUUUUAUUGCAAUGAAAUACUCCUUUAAAGUAGGAGACAAGAACAUCUGUUAACUGUGUACAGUACUUUCAAUAAGAAUAACAGAUCUGAGGUCAUCACACAGUAUUAAUCUGUUACCAACCUAUUGUCAGGGUAGUUUUCUCAAAUAUGAUUUUAUGCCAGAUAGCUGUGUUAUCAAUAUGUAUAGUAUAAGAAAACUAUGUAAGGCUGUUACAAUUUAAAAACUAUUAACUGAUUUCUGUGAGAUAUACAUUUAAAUUAAUGUAAAAUUGCUCUAUUACUAUAUUACCUGUGUAAAUGUUUAUUUCCUCUCUCUCUCUCUCUCUCUCUCUCUCUCUCUCUCUCUCUCUGUGUGUGUGUAUAUAUAUACAUAUAAUACAUAAAAAAUGCUGGACCUCCCUUUCUGAAACGAUAUGAUUACUCCGUGUAGAUGUUUUAAGUGUCUUUAGAAGGAAGAACAAAAUUGUAAAAUUAACAGUUGUGACAAAGUAUAUUAGUUAACACAUUAAUGUUAUUGUAAUCUGUAUAGCCCUCAACUCUCAUCUGUGCACACUGUACCCUCUGUUUAAUAAAGCUAUGAAUUCUGCUCUACAUCAAUCAAAUAUGUAACUGUCAUUGCAGCUGUUCCUCCAAUAAAAAUAGUCAUAUUAAAUUAC